Messenger RNA from Prunus armeniaca (apricot), 402 nucleotides. Lineage: Eukaryota; Viridiplantae; Streptophyta; Magnoliopsida; Rosales; Rosaceae. The record is from the annotation of a GenBank genome assembly.
AUGGAGGUGAUGAGCCCAAAAUCCAGUCUUGAAUUUGAUGAUGGUGGUGCUUAUGUUGAUGAUGAUGUAUUUUUUGCCGAUAUCACACGGCAGAUUUUGAUCUUGACCGCAGACGAUGAAGAUUUUCCUAAGCCCAAAACUACAAGCUCAUUUAGUACUAAUGUCACCAAACGUAGCUUUGAUAUCCCAGCACCUGAUGAUUCAUCAUCACUUGUGUAUAUCAGUUGGUUGGGAAAUAAGAACACUGACUGCUCAGUUCCAGCUUCGCUUUCAAAACAGUGGGAAAACAGCAAUGGGACUGGAGUUUUUAUCCCUCAGGCUGUAAAUCCAAGAAGCAAUUACAAGCCAAGAAGGAUGAAUAACAACACAAGAAUUUACAGGCGGGUGCAGAGCAAGCAGUGA